This is a messenger RNA of Chlamydomonas reinhardtii, 2007 nucleotides long. RefSeq lists its product as uncharacterized. Gene Ontology annotation, molecular function: DNA binding; protein binding. The record is from RefSeq and is a predicted model, not a curated record. Bases 282 to 1181 code for a protein of 299 amino acids. The transcript is spliced from 9 exons. NCBI's taxonomy places the organism in Eukaryota, Viridiplantae, Chlorophyta, Chlorophyceae, Chlamydomonadales, Chlamydomonadaceae.
ACUGAUUGCAAGUCAAGCUACUGCAGGGCUGGGCUGGAAGCACCCACAGAAUGCAGCUCUCGCGUGUAAAGCAAGUCCAGCCACCCCUGAAAGCACGGCACCGCAGCCCGGAUUUAGCUCUUCAACAUCAGAUUACACCACUCGUAUCGCUGCAGUCGCGCACACGGCGACGUUCGACAGUGUUCUCCGCACUCCCCGCACAUGUUGCCGCGUCGGCAGUUGCUGCGCAGCGCUUCAGCUUGCGUGCAGUGCAGCAGUCGUCUAGGCGACUGUGUGUGCGCAUGAAUGCGACACCGGAGGCGUCAGAGGGCGGUGCGACCGUCCGGCCGGUGGGGGAGCGAGAGCGCAGCCAGCUGGUGAACGAGGAGGUGGUCUACUUCAUCUUCCAGCUCGACUUGGACACGCAGCUGCAGCGCUGCCUCAACUACGAGGCCUACGAGGCGGCGCAGGAGGUCCGCAAGAAGCGGCAGCGGGUGGACGAGGCCGUGCAGUCCAUGAAGGAGCGCAAGGCCAGGAACACGGGUGCCCCCGUGGCGGUGCAGCGCCUGGCGGGGGCGGACUACGCGGCGGAGCUGCUGCGGCUGCGCACGGAGAUGCAGCGGGCGGUGGAGGCGGAGGACUACGGCUCCGCGGCCAAGUACCGCGACCUGCUGAAGGAGCUGGAGACGGAGGCCAAGAAGGCGGCGGCGCUGGCAGCGGAGUGGGACACAACCUCGCCCAACGGCCCGGUGCUGCGGCUGGGCCAGCGGGUGCUGCACAAGCAGCUGGGCUACCGGGGUGUGGUGGUGGGGUGGGACAUGCGCUGCUGCGAGAGCGAGGAAUGGAUCGCGGCGGCGCGGGUGGGCGAGUGCGGCCGCGGCAUCGGCCAGCCCUUCUACCACCUGCUGGUGGACGCGCGGGACUGGGAGUACGACCCGCACCUGCCGCCCGUGGCGUACGUGCCCGAGGAGCUGCUCACCUCGCCGGAGCUGGAGCCGCCGGCCGAGGGCGCCAAGCCCAAGAGCUGGGCCGAGGUGUACGGCACCGACCCGCUGCAGCACCCCUACCUCUACAUCCUGUUCCUGGGCUUGGAUGGCCGGGGAGACUACGUGCCGUGCAGGCAGCUGCGCGACCGCUACAACGUGCAGCGGAGAGACGUGUAUAAGCCGGGGCAGGAGGGCGGCGAGGGGGAGGACGAGUAGCCGCGCAGUGCCGCACGGGCGCCGUGGAUCGCCUGGAGGCAGGGGGGCAGGGGCGCUGGAGAUAAUCGGGAGGAUAAUGGGAGGUCAGGGAGGGGGCAGCUGAUGGCGUUACCGUGUUGAUGAUGACCUACUGGGGCGGUUGCGGAGCACGGCAAUGAGCAUGCUAGGGCGGGGUACGUAGAUGUUCGAUGUUCUACUUGCAUCUACGUCCCCACCCUAGAUACCAGUACACGUUUUAAUGGAGCGCCAGCCUGUGGCAAUUCUUGACCUAGAAGUUGUGUUGCAUGCUCAAGUCGCCUGAGGAGGAGGAGGAGGAGGAGGAGGAGGAGGAGGAGGGGAGGACGAGGAGAGGAGGGCACUGAAGCCACGCGCAAUGACGCCAGGGAGUUACGGUUGUUGGGAGUGGCCGGCCGGUGUUGAUGGGUGGUGUUGAUAAACACCGGUUUUGGGCGGAGGAGUCGACUAGGCCUUCUUGGCCCGGAACUUCUGCUGCCGGGCCCGCGCCUCGCAGCUUUUGCACACGCCGCUGAUCAUGGCCGCCGACAUGGCAACCUUGGUUGCCUUGGACAGUGUCUUGCCCUUGAGGGCACAGCCGAUAUGGCAGCCUUGGUCGCCUUGGACAGUGUCUUGCCCUUGUUGGCACUGCCUUAGGUGUUGCCAAUGCUCCCCUGGUGCUGGCCGCUGGCGCCCCUUCCCCUGGCGCCAUCCUGAGCUGACUCUGACGCUGACGCCCCGCAACCACAGUGCAACAUCGUCAUGUACCUAAUCUGGCCGCCGGGAGCCGUCCAGAUUAGGUACAUGACGAUGUUGCACUGUGGUUGCGGGG